Prunus dulcis (almond) is the source of this 903-nucleotide messenger RNA. RefSeq lists its product as uncharacterized. NCBI's taxonomy places the organism in Eukaryota, Viridiplantae, Streptophyta, Magnoliopsida, Rosales, Rosaceae. The coding region runs from base 196 to 816 and encodes 206 amino acids. The record is from RefSeq and is a predicted model, not a curated record. The transcript has a single exon.
UGUUCCCUUUUCUUUUCUUGUAUCAGAAACAACCUUUCCCACAUAAUAUAAGCUCUAGCCUCUAGCCUUUCCUCGAAUGUCCCAACUCCUGAAUGCUUCCUUCCUAGAAUAGAAUAGAAUUACCUGUCUACACGGGACUAAGCUAAGUUUCAGAGAGACCUUUGAGCAAGGUUCGACCUGCGUUGGAGCUUGAACAUGAACGAGGAAGAAGUCCAAGAAACCCACCUCAUUCCAUAUGAUAGAAAUUAUGUCAUUGCUUACAAUGAUGAACAUCAGCCAUCAGAUGCAAUAUGGUAUCCUUGUCCUUUCUUCAACCCCAUUUCUUCCCAGGAGGGAUUUCUUGAUGGUUUAACAUCUCCAUCAUGCGGGACAGAUGCGGCCGAUUUCGCAAGCAGUCUCUGGAAUGAGAAUGAACUUGCUGAGGAGACUUAUGAGGGUGAAGAGUUACCAUAUUAUGGCUGUGGAAACUGGCUUAGAGAAUAUGAGAGCUCCUUUGGUCAGUGUUGGGGAGAUGGGUACUUCUCCCACGGCAAUGGAACUCACAACAAUGAAGGAGACAGUGAGUUGAAGGAGAUAGAAGGCUCCAGGCAGAGUGAACAACAACAUGAAAGCCAUUUGAGGCAUGAAGAAGUCACUCAAGAUGGCCAUCCUUCUUGUGACUCCAAUCCUUGGUGUGAUCUUUGGCUUGCAUUUGGAGGGGAAACAGAGACCCAUGGCUGGGGUGAGCAAGAAACCAGGAUCACACCUUCCUACAACGUGCCGGAUUUCGGAGUUUGUGAGAGUCUUUUUGGCUACCGGCCUUGCUUGUAUCGAUAAGACUGAAAGACAUGUAAUGAACAGCAAGUGAACAAUGACUUGGCAACAAUCUAUGUGAUCAUGGAAUUUUUGUGUUUCGCAUUCUGA